AUGAUAAAGAUUCUGAUAUUUAUAAUUUUAUCUCUAUUUUAUCUAUUUGGUACAAAUGCUCAACAAAUAGAAGCACAACAAUUGAAUUCUCUAAGAUGGUUAAUUAGAUUCUAUCAAUCGGACUGGUCAUUGACAGAGACUGAUUGUUUGAAGAUUAUACCUCCAAACAAUGCAGGAAGCAUUAUUUGUGGUGUUAACGGAACAGAGCAAUAUAUUUCAUCCAUUCAUAUAGGACCUAUUUACAAAACGGAUAGCGGAGAUCCAGUCAAUUUUGAUUUGUAUUUCCCUAGUUUGAAUUCAUUAACUAUUUCCACAGGUACUGGAGGAUUCACAAAUAGAAAUAACAACACAAGUAUUCUUGAUCUAUUGGAUAAUCCAAAUCAAAAAGUAUUAGAAAGGAUCGAUGCUUUCACUGUUGUUAUCAAUUUCUCGAAUGGACCAUGCGAACUAUUUGUUUCUCAAGCAGUUCAUGAUCAAGUCGCAUUAAUUACUACUUCAUGUCAUAUUUUACCAGAAAAUGGAGAUACUUUUACUUUUAAUUCUGCCCAAUUUCCAAAAUUAAAUAGUUUAAAUGCAGACGGUGGACCAAACAAGAAUAUGAUUUUAGACUUUCAAAAUGUUUCUAAAUUAAGAUUUGUAACAUUAUGUCGUAUUUAUAGUUAUACCCCAAUGGACCUUACAAAUCUACCUAAUCUUGGUUUUGUUGAGAAUUUAAAUAUUGAAUUUGUACUAAGUGGCAAUGGUCUACAAGGACAAAUACCCGAUUAUCCAAAUCUUUGGUUAGACAAAGUAGACAUGAGUAACAAUCCUGACUUAUCUGGAAGUAUCCCAAAUUCAUUUUGCAGUGCCAAUCAAAUUUCAUUCUUGAAUACCACUAUUACAAAGCUUCCUGAUUGCCUUAAGUGUUUAAAUGGAAAUUAUUCCUUUACUAAUAAUAUAAAGCUACCUUCUUCUGUAGAGAUUGAACCAAAUUUUGAAUGUAAUCCUAAAUUGGAUAAUAAUAACUUUAUUAUGACUGCAAGUAAUACAAGCAUAUACAUCACAGGUGUUAAUCUCGGAUAUUUUGUUGCAAACGAUGUAUCACCUAAAAUCAAUUUUAAGAUGAUUAGGGCAAAUACAGUAUUUAAAUAUACUCCACUAUCAUCCAAUGGAUCUACUACAUUAGUUUUUUCAGCAUUUAGGAACAUUAGUUUUCCAAUUUCAUGGGUUUCCGACAAAACCGUUGUCGAAAGUGCUGAAGUUACUAAAUAUAAUCUAACUCAUUUAGAAUUAUAUAUUGGAGGUCAAUUCAAUCAAAAUGCACUUUUUUCUAUCGUGGAUAGCACUGAUCAAAAUUGUAUUAUUAAUAUCUUUGGUCCAAACAUAAUUAGAUGUGUUCUCACUUUAAGUUCUCCCUUACGAACAAAUAACAUUUUUAUUACUUUAAUUUCACCAUAUUUAAGAUUUGAUCGUAUUUUGCCUGUUAAAACCUAUCCUGUGGUCUCUUCUUAUAGUGAAAUAAAUACAAAUGGUGGAUAUUUAUUGGUCAAUGGUUAUUUUGGCCUCUCUCCUGCCAAUUCAAAACUGGUGAUUUCUGGACAAGAAUGUACAAAUAUUAAUAUCACUUCUUCAUUUUGGGAGUGCAAUACUGGUCAACUCUCACAAGGUCUAUCAAAUGUUACAAUUCAAAUUAGUAAUUUUAGUUUUCCAAUGCCUCAAAUCUUUGUUAACCCCUUUAACCGACCAAUUCAAUGUGGAUUGGGUGACAGAUGUAGUGGAAAUGGUCAAUGUGUAAAUGGAAAAUGUAUUUGUAAUAUUGGAUUCUUUGGAUAUUAUUGUGAAUCAAGGUUAUAUGAGGGAGGUGUGAUUAAUCCGAACAGUACUGCACCUGUUACCUCUAUCACUGCCAAUGGAUAUGACUUUAGUUUCAAUAUGGUUGGAAUUCAAGAAGUAGAUGAUUUAGGUAGUGUCGUGAAGGAAUUAAUUACAUCGAAAUGGAAUUUUACCUCAUACAUUUUCAAUGACACUCAAUAUUUGAAUUAUACAAUCACUACAUCAGAUAACAUCAAUAUUCUGGCACUGAUUCAACAUUCAAACAUUUCAAGAGUUUUGUCAUUUGCAAAUCAAACGUUUACACUACCACCUGGCGCACUCAAACUAUCAGUCGAUAUCAAUAAUUGGAACUACUAUAACAAUAUUAACAAGUUAAGAGUUGUAUUCAGUACAAAACUAGAAGAGCAAGAUUUUAUUGAAUGUGAAGAAAUAGAUCCAAUCAAUUACUCUCAAUUGGACAACUCAAUUAACUAUCUAAAAAUCAUUAAAAAUGGAUUGUCAUUCUAUGGUAAAUUUAUGCCAGUAUCGAUCUCCGAUGGACGUCCAACAUACUCAAAGAAUGAAAUUUUAAACAAAACCGAUUCUGGAUUGGUCAAUAUUGGAAUUAACUUGCCACAGUGUAUUCAAUGUAGUAUAGAUCCUGAUUUUUCUCUACUCAUCCAAGACAAGGGUGACAGUUGUAACAAGAAAACAAAAACCUGGGUCAUAGCUGUGGCUACUGUUGCAUCGGUCAUUGGUGUAGCAUUAUUAUUCAUUGCUGGAUUUUAUAUUAGAAAAUACAGAAGAAAUAUCAAACUUAAAGUACAAAUAGCCAUGGAGAAACUCGGUGGAGAAACAAAAAAAUAA
Messenger RNA from Heterostelium album PN500, 2658 nucleotides. RefSeq names its product Epidermal growth factor-related protein 1. The record is from RefSeq and is a predicted model, not a curated record. The transcript has 12 exons. NCBI's taxonomy places the organism in Eukaryota, Evosea, Eumycetozoa, Acytosteliales, Acytosteliaceae. The coding region runs from base 1 to 2658 and encodes 885 amino acids.